GCAAACGCCCCGCCCACGCCGGGGCCGCCGCAAUCGCCCCGCUCUGCGCAUGCGCAGUCUCAGGCUGUCCAGGGAGAUCCCUGAGCCUGCGUGGGAAACCCGGGCGCUUCGCACCAGAAGCCUUUGUGGCUACUUCUUGGAGCCAUUUUUCCCCUCGGAGCUGUCCGCGGUUUUCCCUCUCAUGCUGUUUUUCGGGAAGAUGGGUUGUGCGCUUUGGGCUUAUUUCUGGACGGUCCCCGAAGGCCCCCGAAAGGACCAGGCCCGGACACUUGGGGCCUUGGGUUCCGGCCGGAAGUGGAGCUGUCGGGCCCCGGUUUCGGUUGUGCCGGGCCGGUUCCUGCGUGCUGCGUGCGCGCCCGGGUGGGCCAUGGGGCGGCGGUCGCGGUGCCGGCGGCUCCAGCAGCAGCAGCGGCCUGAGGGCGUGGAGGACGGUGCUGAGGGCGGCGGAAAGCGCGGCGAGGCGGGCUGGGAAGGAGGGUACCCCGAGAUCGUCAAGGAGAACAAGCUGUUCGAGCACUACUACCAGGAGCUGAAGAUCGUGCCCGAGGGCGAGUGGGACCAGUUCAUGGACGCCCUCAGGGAGCCCCUCCCGGCCACUUUAAGAAUUACUGGUUACAAAAGCCAUGCAAAAGAGAUUCUCCAUUGCUUAAAGAACAAAUAUUUCAAGGAAUUGGAGAACCUGGAGGUGGACGGUCAGAAAGUUGAAGUUCCGCAACCACUGAGUUGGUAUCCUGAAGAACUUGCCUGGCACACAAAUUUAAGUAGAAAAAUCUUGAGAAAAUCGCCACAGUUGGAAAAGUUUCAUCAGUUUCUAGUUAGUGAAACGGAAUCUGGAAAUAUCAGUCGUCAGGAAGCUGUUAGCAUGAUCCCACCACUGCUGCUCAACGUCCAGCCUCAUCAUAAGAUCUUAGAUAUGUGUGCAGCACCUGGCUCAAAGACCACACAGUUAAUUGAAAUGCUACAUGCCGACAUGAAUGUCCCCUUUCCAGAGGGCUUUGUUAUUGCGAAUGAUGUGGACAACAAGCGCUGUUACCUGCUCGUCCAUCAAGCCAAGAGGCUGAGCAGCCCCUGCAUCAUGGUGGUCAACCAUGAUGCCUCCAGCAUACCCAGGCUCCAGAUAGAUGUGGGCGGCAGGAAAGAGAUCCUCUUCUAUGAUCGAAUUUUAUGUGAUGUCCCUUGCAGUGGAGACGGCACUAUGAGAAAAAACAUUGAUGUUUGGAAAAAGUGGACCACUUUAAAUAGCUUGCAGCUACAUGGCUUACAGCUGCGGAUUGUAACACGUGGGGCUGAACAGCUGGCUGAAGGUGGAAGGAUGGUGUAUUCCACAUGUUCACUAAACCCUAUUGAGGAUGAAGCAGUCAUAGCAUCUUUACUCGAAAAAAGUGAAGGUGCUUUGGAGCUUGCUGAUGUGUCUAAUGAACUGCCAGGGCUGAAGUGGAUGCCAGGAAUCACUCAGUGGAAGGUAAUGACAAAAGAUGGACAGUGGUUUACAGACUGGGACGCUGUUCCUCACAGCAGACACACCCAGAUCCGACCUACCAUGUUCCCGCUGAAGGACCCGGAAAAGCUGCAGGCCAUGCAUCUGGAGCGAUGCCUUAGGAUAUUACCCCAUCAUCAGAAUACUGGAGGGUUCUUUGUGGCAGUAUUGGUGAAAAAAUCUUCAAUGCCAUGGAACAAACGUCAACCAAAGCUGCAGGGUAAAUCUGCAGAGACCAGAGGAAGCACCCAGCUGAGCCCUGCAGAUCCCUCAGAAGGGAAACCCGCAGAUCCCUCUAAGCUGGCAAGUCCGUCAGUCACAGGAACUGGUGACACAGAAAUAACUCAUGCAACUGAGGAUUUAGAAAAUAAUGGCAAUAGGAAAGAUGGCGUAUGUGGUCCUCCUCCAUCAAAGAAAAUGAAGUUAUUCGGAUUUAAAGAAGACCCGUUUGUAUUCAUUCCUGAAGAUGACCCAUUGUUUCCACCUAUUGAGAAAUUUUAUGCUUUGGAUCCUUCAUUCCCAAGGAUGAAUUUGUUAACUCGGACGACAGAAGGGAAGAAAAGGCAGCUCUACAUGGUUUCUAAGGAGCUGCGGAACGUGCUGCUGAACAACAGUGAGAGGAUGAAGGUUAUUAACACGGGAAUAAAAGUCUGGUGUCGAAAUAACAGUGGCGAAGAGUUUGACUGUGCUUUCCGGUUGGCGCAGGAGGGAAUAUAUACAUUGUAUCCAUUUAUUAAUUCAAGAAUUAUUACUGUAUCAAUGGAAGAUGUUAAGAUACUGUUGACCCAGGAAAACCCCUUUUUUAGAAAACUCAGCAGUGAGACCUACAGUCAAGCGAAGGACCUAGCGAAGGGAAGCAUCGUGCUGAAGUAUGAACCAGAUUCUGCGAAUCCAGACUCUCUGCAGUGUCCCAUCGUCUUGUGCGGAUGGCGGGGAAAGGCCUCCAUUCGAACUUUCGUGCCCAAGAAUGAGCGGCUUCAUUAUCUCAGGAUGAUGGGACUGGAGGUAUUGGGAGAAAAGAAGAAGGAAGGGGUUAUCCUAACAAAUGAGAAUGCAGCCAGCACUGGACAGCCGGAGAAUGAGGUGACUGAGGGACAGAGAGCAGGAGAGACCCACAGUCCUGAUGCCGGAGAGGCCGACAGCCUGGAGGUGACAGCAGGCUGUGACCUGGCGGAGGCACAGCUGCCCCGGUGAGCAGGCCCGAGGCAGUGAAAGCCCACACCCCUCACACACAGACUGGCCUCUUCCGGGUCACAGAACAGCCUGUGGCCUGUAAAGCUGUAUUUUUAACGGCUGCAGACUGGUGGGAUGAUAGCGUUCUGAGUGACCAGGGCUGCUUUCUUAUGGAGCUGAUGAAAAUGUAUUCUUUUAGCGUGUUAGAAAUGACUCAUUUUACUUUGUUUCUUUGGCCACACUGCGUCUAGUAUCUCUUGCUGGGAAUAGACUUUCACUGUUAAAGUUGUGCUUCUAUCAAGAAAUAAAACUGCCCUUGCAGAAAUUUCAGGUCUCUUGUUAAACCUGUAUUGGUCUUAAGGUCCAGUAUUUUUUAAAUUAUUAUUUAUAGGAAGAAUCUAUAACUCUCUGAAUUCUUGGGGAGCUGUGUUAUAAGCUUUAAUAAUUACACCAAGUUGCACAUUAGCCGUGUGACAUUAACACGCAGUUGGGUUAAUACCUGAGGCCUCAGAUGACUUUGUGCCUUUUGGGAUAGAGGGUAAAAUAAACUCCCAGAGUAAGAGCUGUAACGUGAAUUGUCAUACUAGUUAUUGAGGGGGACUUAUGUGCUUUUAUUGAAUGGAGUACUUUGCAAUUUUUAUUUUUAAAUGGGGUUGGGUUCCUUGGAGUAUUUAAAUAAAGUUAUUAAUCAUAAA
Messenger RNA from Saimiri boliviensis boliviensis (Bolivian squirrel monkey), 3345 nucleotides. RefSeq names its product NOP2/Sun RNA methyltransferase 2 (gene NSUN2). NCBI's taxonomy places the organism in Eukaryota, Metazoa, Chordata, Mammalia, Primates, Cebidae. Gene Ontology annotation, cellular component: cytoplasm; nucleus. The record is from RefSeq and is a predicted model, not a curated record. Gene Ontology annotation, biological process: tRNA methylation. Gene Ontology annotation, molecular function: tRNA (cytidine-N5)-methyltransferase activity; tRNA binding.